AUGACACAACAAAAGACAGAGGGAAACAUUAUCGUCGUAUCUAAUCGACUACCAGUAACCAUCACCAAAAAUGAAGAGACAGGUCAAUAUGACUAUAAAAUGUCCUCCGGUGGUCUCGUGACUGGGCUACAAGGUCUUAAAAAGACGUCCAGUUUCCAAUGGUUUGGAUGGCCAGGUUUAGAAAUCCCAGUCGAAGAUCAAGCAAAAGUUAAGAGAGAUCUAUUGCAAAAAUUCAAUGCGAUUCCUGUGUUUAUGAGUGAUGAGAUUGCUGAUUUGCAUUAUAAUGGGUUUAGUAAUUCUAUUCUGUGGCCUUUGUUCCAUUAUCAUCCUGGUGAAAUUACUUUUGAUGAAAGUGCAUGGUUAGCUUAUAAUGAAGCUAAUAGGAUGUUUUGUGAUGUUAUUUGUCAAACUUUGAAAGAAGAUGAUGUUGUGUGGGUCCAUGAUUAUCAUUUGAUGUUAUUACCUCAAAUGUUGAAAAAAUGGAUUAAUGCAAAACAAUUGAUGAAUAUUAAAUUAGGAUGGUUUUUACAUACUCCAUUCCCAUCAAGUGAAAUUUAUAGAAUCUUACCUGUUAGACAAGAAAUUUUGAGAGGUGUCUUAAGUUGUGACUUAGUUGGGUUCCAUACUUACGAUUAUGCAAGGCAUUUCCUUUCUGCUGUACAAAGAGUAUUAAAUGUAAAUACGUUACCUAAUGGUGUAGAAUAUGAGGGUAAUUUCGUUAAUGUUGCUGCUUUCCCCAUUGGUAUUGAUGUAGAUAAAUUUACUCAAGGUCUAAAGAAAAAGGAAGUUAUUCAAAGGAUUCAAGAUCUAAAAAAGAAAUUUAAAGGUUGUAAAAUUAUUGUUGGUGUAGAUAGAUUAGAUUAUAUCAAGGGUGUUCCACAAAAAUUACAUUCUAUGGAAGUUUUCCUCAAUGAACAUCCAGAAUGGAUUGGUAAAGUAGUCCUGGUACAAUUAGCCGUUCCAAGUCGUGGUGAUGUGGAAGAAUAUCAAUAUUUAAGAAGUGUGGUUAAUGAAUUAGUUGGCAGAAUUAAUGGACAAUUUGGAACAGUGGAAUUUGUUCCUAUCCAUUUUAUGCAUAAGAGUAUUCCAUUUGAAGAAUUGAUUUCUCUAUAUGCAGUAAGUGAUGUUUGUCUUGUGUCCUCGACAAGAGAUGGGAUGAAUUUAGUCUCGUAUGAAUACAUUGCAUGUCAAGAAGAAAAGAAAGGUUCUCUAAUUUUAAGUGAGUUUGCAGGUGCAGCACAAUCUUUAAAUGGUGCCAUGAUAGUCAAUCCAUGGAAUACAGAUGAAUUAGCAGAAACCAUACAUAAUGCGUUGACCAUUGCAGAUGAGAAGAAGGCCGCAAAUUGGGAGAAACUAUACAAGUAUAUUUCUAAAUAUACUUCUGCAUAUUGGGGUGAACAUUUUGUCUAUGAACUUGUCAACGGUACAUCUUCCUCAGAUGGUAAUAACCUCAACAAGAGCAAUAAGCCAAAAGCAGCAAUAUAUUAG
Molecule: messenger RNA, 1488 nt
Organism: Naumovozyma dairenensis CBS 421
Lineage: Eukaryota; Fungi; Ascomycota; Saccharomycetes; Saccharomycetales; Saccharomycetaceae
Gene: TPS1
Product: alpha,alpha-trehalose-phosphate synthase (UDP-forming) TPS1
Exons: 1
Coding region: 1-1488 (495 amino acids)
Biological process (GO): trehalose biosynthetic process; cellular response to heat
Cellular component (GO): alpha,alpha-trehalose-phosphate synthase complex (UDP-forming); cytosol
Molecular function (GO): alpha,alpha-trehalose-phosphate synthase (UDP-forming) activity
Source: RefSeq, a predicted model, not a curated record